This is a messenger RNA of Blastomyces dermatitidis ER-3, 441 nucleotides long. RefSeq lists its product as uncharacterized. The transcript has 2 exons. The record is from RefSeq and is a predicted model, not a curated record. NCBI's taxonomy places the organism in Eukaryota, Fungi, Ascomycota, Eurotiomycetes, Onygenales, Ajellomycetaceae. The coding region runs from base 1 to 441 and encodes 146 amino acids.
AUGUUAUCUCUCUUCAAAUAUUCUGCGGUCCUGCAGACCACCAAGGCGUGUGAGCGCUGUCACAGAUUGAAGAGAGAGAAGAAGAAGAUGUUCAAGCAAGGAGAGACAGAUCACAAGACACAUUAUGAUGCCUUGAAGAGACUCUGCAAGAGACAGGAGCUGGCAGAGAAGGAGGGAAUUGAGGCCUUGUUCAGGUCUCAAAUGCACUCCAUGAUUCAGGACAUUGAGAAGGCAGCCCUGCUCUCUGAGCAUGCCAAUCUGCUUGCUGCUGGGGUGGAACCCGAGGCAGUAGACCAGGAAAUGCGGGAUUUUGAGAUGCAGGUUGACCUGGCUGAGGAAGAGCAGCAGGAACCCUCCUCUGAGAAGGCAGUGAAGAGAGAUUUUGAGAUGAUUAUCAUCUCAGAUGAGGAGAAGAAGAAGGAGAAGAAGAAUGAGAAGUGA